Messenger RNA from Homarus americanus (American lobster), 2421 nucleotides. RefSeq lists its product as uncharacterized. The coding region runs from base 1 to 2421 and encodes 806 amino acids. The transcript is spliced from 3 exons. The record is from RefSeq and is a predicted model, not a curated record. NCBI's taxonomy places the organism in Eukaryota, Metazoa, Arthropoda, Malacostraca, Decapoda, Nephropidae.
AUGCACAAGGGGACCUACAACCAAACCCUUGAGCCUGCCAGGCGGGUUGCCUACUCCACACAGGAAAUGCUCCUAGUGGCGGAGGAGGAGGUGAAACUCCUCCAGUCAGGAAGGGGGGUUUCCAAAAUCAACCAAGUGUUGAUUGGAAGCCUCCCGGAGGGGACAAUCCGGCUGGAACGCUUGAGGGCUAUGCGCAAGACCCAAAAGUACAGGAACAUCGUACGAAGUGGCCUCCAGGAAACAGAAGACCCUGGAAGCAGCCCCAGAUCAACCAACGGGGCUGGAGGCGGCACAAGAGCCCUCAUACAAGAUCAGCUACCCGAGGGGGUCAACGAUCCUGACCCCUCUGACCCUGAUGACUCCGGGAGUGACCCAGAGCGGGAUAUCGCCCCGGAGCUGGGGGCGAGGGUCAAGUUAUGGGAGCAUCUGAGGGCUCUCAGUGAGGAGGAGGAGGAGGGUGACGCAUUGGUCGUCAGUCUCAAUUCAGUGCUGCGGGCCAUUCCGUCCCCAGAUGGCCUGACGGAACACCACGUCGAGAUGGCGCUGAAUGGGCUGGAGGCUGCAUUGCGGGCACACAAGCCGAGGCUAUUCUCUGGAAGAACGCCUCGGCAAGGAGUAAAUAGAGUGUCGCCCAGUUAUAGACAUCUACCCAGGAGAGUCAGAAAAAGAAUGGAGUAUGCACAGACACAAAGGGCUUACAAACGCAGCCCAAAGGAGAUCGCAAAUAAGAUCAUCAACGAUGUCGAAUUCGGGGGCGAGAGGCCCUCGGUCGAUGAAUUCGUAGCGGAAUUCCGACCGAGGUUUGCUGCUGAAUCGCCCCCGGAUUACGAACAUGUUGAGGUGCGCACGAAUGACAGGAUGCUGACAAUUCUUGACCCCAUAGCCGGCAAAGAGGUGGUGGGCGCACUUCGUGGACCGGAGACCGCAGUAGGUCCGGAGAACCCAGAGCUCGACACCGGAGCGCUACGAAGGCUAGGGCCGAGGGUUCUCCUAAGAAUAUUCAAUACAUGGCUGUAUUUGGCACGGGUUCCUCAAUGGACGAAAAACAGCAGAAUGUCCAUGCUUCCCAAAAAAUCGCCGCUUGGGACCCCCUCUAAUUGGCGUCCAAUUACGAUCGGGUCCCACAUCCUUAGGGCGUACUGUAAGAUCCUCGCAUUCCGGAUGGUGGAGAGUGCGAACACAAGUAUAAUCCAGAAGGCCUUUAGGUCCGUCGACGGGUGCGGUGAGAACUUAGCAUUCGUAGAGGGACUGAUAAGGCACGCCCGGAGAGAGAAGCGUAACAUCUAUAUCACCUUUGUCGACGUAGCCAAAGCGUUCGACACUGUGUCGCACACCUCUCUCGACAGGGCACUUCGGCGCUUGGAUACGCCUAACCACCUUCUGGAUGUUGUGAAGGAUCUUUACAGCCACGUAGGGACAAGCAUUUGCGUUCCCGGCGGGGAGUCAGACCCCAUCCCCAUGACCAGAGGAGUGAAGCAGGGAUGUCCAUUGUCCCCCUUCCUUUUCUGUGCCGUGGUGGAUGAGUACCUGGAGUCCCUGGGUCCUGUCGUUGGAUACCGCCUGGACGAUGUAACGUCGGUGGCGGUGACAGGAUUCGCGGACGACCUGGUAAUAGUCUCUGAGUCCAGGCUCGGGAUGCAGAGGAGCCUGAAUCAGCUCGACCGGUUCCUUGGUGCGAGGGGACUGGCCGCGCAGCCCACGAAGUGUGCCACACUGGGUCUUGAGCGGGCUGCAAGGGCGGCCAUUGGCCUACCCAUGAGAGACGGGGGCGUGGCCUCAGACGACCCUGCAGUAAGGUUUAUAGCCUCUGGGGGUCUCUGGGGUCGCGAAGUCGGGGCAAUGGCGAGGCACUUCCGGGUAGGCCAUGUAGACAACAACACCUUGUCUCAAUUGAAAAGGUCGCUGUUGCGGAAGAAGAGGGAAGAGUGGAGUACAUCCUGGCAUGGCAAGGGGGCGGAGAACUUCUUUGGAAGCCGGGCCAGCAAUACCAUCUUGCGAAAUGAUCUAGGCCCAGGCAGGAAAGCCAUCGACCUAUUGCGACUCAGGUCUCAGACCAUCAAUUGCCGAGUCUCUAGAGCCAUUGGCCGGAAAAAUGGCCAGUACUCGGUGCUCGACGUCUGUGUGCCCUUCGAAAGCGAUAUUAACACCCUUCGCUUAGCUGAGCAGCACAAGAUCGAUAAGUACCGUGCACACGAGGUCGAUAUCAGGAGGUUCAUUGCUAACAACAGCUCGCUGCCUCCGGUAGCUGCAGUGAACUUCCUGGGUGUUGCCUUCGGUGCACGAGGUGGCAUAAGACCAGCCACUAUCAAGCUGCUCAGCCGGUUGGGCAUCAGACGCGCGGGCAUCGAGAUACUUGUCACAAUGGCCAUUGAGGGAUCUAUAAACAUCCUUAGAUCCCUCAGACUGCAGGCGGACGGCUAG